AUGAGCCUACCCCAGUUACCUCCCGAAAUGAGCCCACCCCAGUUCCUCCACAAUGAACCUGCUUUGGUUUCUCUUUACAACAAAUCUGUCCUAGUUCCCCUUUACAAUAAACCUUCCCUGGUUUCUUCCUGCAAUGAGCCUGCCCCAGGUUCUCCCCACAAUGAACCUGCCUCAGGUUCUCCCCACAAUGAGUCUGCAUUAGGUUCUCUCCACAAUAAGUCUGCCCCGAGUUCUUUUCAUAAUGAACCUGUGCCAAUUUCCCUUCGGUAUAAACCUGCUUUGGUUCAAAGAUUUGUCCUGGUUUCAGAUACCCUAGUUCAUAAAUUAAUUGAUAAAAUCAAUCAACUUGAAAAAAGAACAGAGGCAUUAGAAGCACUCCAUAAUAACAAGAAACGUAAAGUUAUUGUGAUAGAUGAUUAA
Molecule: messenger RNA, 420 nt
Organism: Dentiscutata erythropus
Lineage: Eukaryota; Fungi; Glomeromycota; Glomeromycetes; Diversisporales; Gigasporaceae
Source: the annotation of a GenBank genome assembly